Molecule: messenger RNA, 2194 nt
Organism: Phyllostomus discolor (pale spear-nosed bat)
Lineage: Eukaryota; Metazoa; Chordata; Mammalia; Chiroptera; Phyllostomidae
Gene: PRND
Product: prion like protein doppel
Exons: 2
Coding region: 105-644 (179 amino acids)
Biological process (GO): intracellular copper ion homeostasis; protein homooligomerization
Cellular component (GO): membrane
Molecular function (GO): copper ion binding
Source: RefSeq, a predicted model, not a curated record
UAUGCCCGGGAGCCUCUGAUUCCACCUCUUCUGCUGUAUUUGCCUCCCAGAGACCUCUUGGUUUGGAAGACUUGGGAGUGCCAAAGAAAACCUAUUCAGACACAAUGAGGAAGCACCUGGGUGGAUGCUGGUUGGCCAUCAUCUGUGUCCUGCUCUUCAGCCAGCUGGCUGCAGUCAAGGCAAGAGGCAUAAAGCACAGAAUCAAGUGGAACCGGAAGGCCCUGCCCAGUAGCUCCCCGGUCACGGAGGCCCAGAGGAUGGAGGUGCAGAUGCGUCCCGGGGCCUUCAUCAAGCAAGGCCGGAAGCUGGAUAUCAACUUCGGACCUGAGGGCAACAGGUACUACGAGGCCAACUACUGGCAGUUCCCCGACGGGAUCCACUACGACGGCUGCUCCGAGGCGAACGUGACCAAGGAGAAGUUUGUCACCAGUUGCAUCAACAUCACUCAGGCUGAGAACCAGGAGGAGCUGUUCCAAGGGAAACAGGGCAAGCUUCACCAGGGGAUCCUGUGGAGGCUGGUCAGGGAGCUCUGCUCUGCCAAGCAUUGCGAUUUCUGGUUGGAAAAGGGAGCGGGACUCCGGGUCUCCAUGGACCAGCCUGUGAUGCUCUGCCUGCUGGUUUUCAUUUGGUUCAUUGUGAAAUAAGCCCAUGAGCAGGCAGGCAGCCACGUAGAUGAGCAGGCAAGCAAACCAGAGUCAUCCCAGCUCUCUUCCCCCAGUACCCAACCCACAGGUGUUCUGAAGGUACCAAACAGCAGGGAUUCUGCAGCGCUUCCAAUAGCACGCCUAAGUGUCUCCUCAGGUAUCUGCUUGAAUCUGAUUGUUUGUGUGUCCAUCCCCACAGGCUCUGCCAGAGGGUGUGUGCUCAUCACUGCAUCCUCUGCUCCCGGCGGAGUGCCUGGCACACUGUAUUACACAAUAAAUGUUUGGUGAAUGGAUAAAACAACACACCAGGGAUGGUGCCAGGCACUUCACCAUACCUCCUAACAACGCGCAGAGGCAGGUGUUAUUCCCAUUGUACUGAGGCUCCGAGAGGCGAACCAACCAGAAAGGGGCACAACUGGAACUGAAGCCUGGCUUGUCUAACCCCAGCUUGUCCGCUCUGUCCAAUGCCAGAGCUGUCCCGCGGUCCCUGAUGGCUCUCGAGGCCAAAUCCAAACACAUAUCCCUGUUGGAACUAGGGAAAUUCCAUUUUUAGAAAUAUGAAAGGGCCUGAGCUGAUGGUCAUGUAUUCUGACACCUUUGUUACAGGGAGGCUUUAUUCGAUUCUAACUAAACCAAAAUAUAAUAAAGGUAUUAAAUUCAAAUAGAAAUAGAACUAGACAGAGGCCUGGAAAUUCUCUGGUAAGGGAAUAUUGCCAAGCUGAUUCUCAGAGCAGAUUACAUCCACAGCAGGAUGUGUCUCUGGCACAAGAUAUUUUUUCACACGAAGGGUAAGUGUUUGCUGUUCCCGCCUCUCAAACAGUCCAUGUGUUUAAGAAAACAACUUUGAACGACAUGCUUGCUUUCUGAUGUUCCUCUCACUCCCUGUGCAUGUCUGCAGGCACAUGCACGCGAGCAUCUUUUACAUGCGCUUCCUUUCCUGGGACUCCACACGUCUCCGGCAGUAUUUUUACCACCACUUUGGGGACAGGCCAUCAUUCUUGUGAACCGCCUAUCACUACACAGAAAUAGUUUUUCCUGGCCCAAAAGAAACAGCGUCUUUAGGGAGGUCUAAUGAACAGUCCCUCUGGGCCGUACAGCGCCGGGACUACAGUCAGUAAUGUUGUCUUGGCCAUGCUCGGUGCCGGGCGGGCAUGUGAACUACUGGGGAAACUGCUCUGUAAAGCCCACUGUUGUCCAACCACAAUGCCGUGCGCCUGAAAUUAAUAUGGAAUCAUGUUGAUGUGAACUGCAAUUGAAGAAUAAAAUAACAAUAAUUCAUCCAUACCAUAAGCAGGAAUAGAUACACCACUUCUUAUCUGUUUAUUAGUGGUUAAAAUAUAUAUUACAAAAAUAUUAUUUGUUAACUGUAGUUAAACAUAAAUAUUAUACAAUAUAAGUACCUUUAAAUAAAAAUAACGAAUCUAAUGUUCUAAGAUGCCCCACGGGUGCUCUUGGGUAAACUCAGAGAUUCACGGGGGUUGUUGAACCAUUUUUUGGAGAUAACAGCUGCUGGCGAUCAUCAAUUCUCCCAUAAAGAGAGUCUGUGAGAG